Patiria miniata (bat star) is the source of this 7332-nucleotide messenger RNA. RefSeq names its product macoilin-like. Gene Ontology annotation, biological process: neuronal signal transduction. Gene Ontology annotation, cellular component: rough endoplasmic reticulum membrane. Lineage: Eukaryota; Metazoa; Echinodermata; Asteroidea; Valvatida; Asterinidae. The transcript is spliced from 11 exons. The coding region runs from base 133 to 2325 and encodes 730 amino acids. The record is from RefSeq and is a predicted model, not a curated record.
AUGAACUGCAUGACAAAAAAUGCAACAGGAGUGAAAUUGGAAAAAGCGAAGCGGACAUUUUUAUCUUCUGGAGAAGACGAUUGUGGAUUUUUUCGCCCUGUUUUCUAACAUAAGUUCGCCGAGCCUGGGAAUAUGAAGAGGCGAAAUGCCGAAUGUGGAAAGCUAAGACGCCCUCUGAAACGAAACAAGAUCGCAGAAGGCAUCUACGGCAGUACGUUCUUGUACCUGAAGUUUCUGGCAAUAUGGAUGUUUGUGCUCCUGCUGGACUUCAUCUUGGAGUUUCGCUUUGAGUAUCUGUGGCCUCUCUGGCUGCUCUUACGAAGCAUCUACGACUCCUAUAGAUACCAAGGACUGGCGUUCUCCGUGGUCUUCAUUUUCAUCGCCUUCACCUCCGACAUGAUCUGCCUCCUGUUCAUCCCGGUACACUGGCUCUUCUUCGCCGCCAGUACCUACGUCUGGGUGCAGUUCGUCUGGCACACCGAUCGAGGCAUAUGUCUGCCUACAGUGUCGCUAUGGCUGCUGUUUGUUUACAUCGAGGCGUCGGUGCGAUUGCGGGAACUUAGAUCAGCCAUACCUUUCCAUCUUGACCUCUGUCGACCAUUUGCAGCACAUUGCAUUGGUUACCCAGUAGUCACGCUUGGUUUCGGUUUUAAAAGUUACGUGGGCUACCGCAUGCGACUGCGGAAGCAGAAGGAAGUGCAGAAAGAGAACGAUUUUUACAUACAGCUGCUGCAGCAGGCGUUGCCGCCGGAGCAGCAGCAACACCAUCAGCUGCACAACGCCUCGCUGACGGCAGAAAAACAAAAAGGAGCGAUAGCUUCAAAAGCAGAGGAGCCAACGUCCAACGGAGUGGUCUCCCGAAAAGGUUCACCCGUCAUCCAAGGAAACAAGGGUUCGUCAUCGGACGGCAGUAGCGAAAAGUCCAGGGAGCCGCCGGCGUCGCAGCGCAAACAGCAGGCCAGCAACAACGCCGGCGUCGGGGGAACGACAGCGAAAAACCCUGCGGACCCAGAGUUGAUAGAAACUAAGCUGCCGCCGCGCAGCGUGAACGAUUAUGACGGGUCCAAGGAGAAUCUUGCCAACGAGCAGGUGCAGGCCAAGAACUUGAAACAGCAGCAACAAAGUAGCGUUAGCUCGGGCCAGCGGGGCAAGAACCAGCCUGGGAAGGACAACAGCGGUUCCACUUCCGGUAGUAAGAAGCCCAAGCCGCUAGCUUCCAAGCUGGACAAUAAGGAGAAGGAGAAAGACACGAACCUGAACGCGGAUAUCGCCAACGGAGCCGUGCCCACGCCUCCUGCUAAAGACGAAAAAGUGCUGAGGUUGGAGUCCGACAUCAAGAGACUGAAAGCGGACCUUCAGGCCAGCCGUCAAGUCCAAGCUGAUCUCAAGACGCAGGUCAACAACCUGCUGUCUGACGACCAGCACGACAAGGCGGAGCUGGAGCAGAUGAAGAAGGACUAUGAGUCUCUCCAGACUAAGUUACACAACCUCGUCACCCAGAAGCAGCAGGACAAGCAGAACAUCUCUCGCCUGGAGCAGCAGCUCAAGGCUGAGCGGGACCAGCGGACCUCCUUGGAGACUCAGAUGCGAGAGGAACGCAAGAACCGUAAAGCCAAGGAGGCAGCCGCAGCCCGAGCAGCUGCUAUGGCUACCGUUGGCCGAUACGGUGAGUGCGGUGAUUCCUGUCGGAUGAGGAUGCUAGACCAGGACUCGGAGAUCCUCCGUCUGCGCAAGGAAUCCAGAGACAAGGACGACCACCUCAGAGAGAUGGAGAAGAAAACGGAGCUGAUGCACGAGCGUCAGGAGAGCCAGAACAAGACGGACCUGUUGAUGUCAGCCCUGAUGGCCAUGCAGGACCGGACAGCCAAGCUGGAGACCAGCCUGAGCGCGGAGACACGUCUCAAGCUGGACCUGUUCUCGGCGCUGGGCGACGCCCGCAGGCAGAUGGAGAUCAUGCAGACCGAGCUGAUGAAGAAAGAGCGCGAGAUCCACGACCUCAAGACCAAGAUCGCUGAGCACAUGGCCGUCAUGCCGCAGAGCAACUACUCCGGCUCGGGCUCCCCGAUCUCCGGCACUCCGCGCUACUCCGUCAACUUUGUCAGCUCCGAGGAGACCGGCCCCAUCCUCCCCAUGGGUGUGCCGGUCUCCCAGGGCAUGGGGCCGCCCCCGGGCGUGGCCUCGGCCUCCUCGACCCCAGUCUCCGCGCCCCAGGGCUCCUCCUCCUCCCAGUCCCCCUCGCCCUCGGUCAGCCCCGUGCCGAGCCUUGGGAACGGGAAGUCGGUCCUGGAUCCCAACGCGGCUGUGUACAGGCCCAAGAGCAACUAGAGGGUUUAACGAUCUAGCGGAGAGAGUAGGAAUUAGCAUAGUAUAAACAGGUGCAUUUAGAACAGGUUGUCGUUGAGUUGUAAGGUUACUGAUGAGUUGCUGGGCAGUGCUGCUUCUAGGCAAAAGUUUUAGCAGUUCUCUCUCAGAAGUUUCAAAUGCAUGGUGCAGCGAAGUAUCGUAGGAAACAUGUUUUUCUGGUCUUUAGGGGACUGUCUGUUUUCAUUUAACAAAGAUUGAUUACCGAACAGCUACACUAUUUCUAAAACCUGGCUUCAGGUUUAGUAUUGGCUCUACGGACCUGAAAACACUAGUUUUGAGGCUGGAGCCGGGUUUGGAAAUGGCACUACAACACAAACAUAUCCAAGGAAUUCUACGAUGCGACCCAUUUUUUAAAAUGAAACAAAAACACCACACUUCUGGCAAACUUCACGGCGUUACUUACAGUCAUGCUAACUUAAAAAUAAUGCAUGAACUAAAACCACUGAUCAUUUCGGAGUGCAUGGGGACUUUUUUCAUAUGACAAGUUUAAAUGAAUCAAGAAAACGCAGAGGACAAUUAUUAUGAAGUGUUGACCAAAAUUGAAAACUUAACAAAUGUCUUUAUAAGACUGGUUUUGUUGGAAGUAGUCAUGCUAUUAUCUGUCAGUGGGGAACACUGCCCAGCAGCACAAUGGAGGAAGAUACACCUCUGGUUGUUGGUUUUCUUCAUCUUUGUAGAUGAACGUUUGCAUUUACUUAAAUUCUUUCUGGCAAUGAAACCAAGGAUUCCUCAAAAGUGAACAGGCACUGUAGCUCCGAACCCUUAAAGCUGCCCACAGGUCAACCUGCGAUUUACUUGCGCCAUGACCCAACCGUCGGCAUCAGGCAGAAAAGUUAUGCUCCGGUCACAAAGCUGAGAAAUCAUGUAAUUCUCGUGGAACAAGUGGCAUCUCGACACAAAAUAAUCGCAAACAUGCUGACACGACGAUUCCACGGCAUCGACAUUCAUGUGACUUCUUUAACAGUAGCUGUUAAAGCAUGUUGAUUACAAUCAAACGACAUUCCUCGGCCACACCUGUUCAUUCAGCCGUUUUUUUGCCUUACGCUGAUUGGCUGCAUGAUUCAAUUGAUUCCCGCCUGUCUGAGAACCCGUCACAGAAGUUGAAAUUUUCUACUCUUGCGACUGUUGAUUUUUUUUAGCGCCGACUGAUGUCGAACAUCUGUAUAUCGUCGCAGGUACACUCGGGUUACAAAAAAAAAUCGGUGACUAGAUUGUUCCCGACGGUCGUGGCUCAGGCGCAGCUUGAUCCUGAAAAGUCAGGCACCGAACGUUCUGGGUUAUCGCAAGGUCUACCUAAGGGCAACUAAAAGGGCGACUUAAGAAACCAUAGGAUAAGAUGAUGGAGAACAUUUUUUGUUUUGGAGGUUGGAGGAAAGCCCUAGACCAAAAAGCCAAUCCACAUGUUGGCCCUACCAGGAAUUGAACCUGGGACACAAUGGUUGAGGGCGCGGAAAGAACCGCUGCGCCAACCCAACUCCUGUUUCGCUAGGUCGCUAGCCGUUCAGUACCCACUCUUAUACUCGUGCAAAAAAUGAACCACCUAUAUCCAAAUGCAAACUAAAGAUCUCUUCAAACCAAUAGCCAGAUGUGUCGUUUACCGUUCAUUUUAGCCGGUACCCUGCUCUCUCCCCCUCUCAGUCUCUAUCUCUUUAAUUGUCGAGUAACGUAGUACUGUAUUAAGAUGGGCUCUCUACAGAAAACUAACCUAUAUACACGGCCUGAUUGAUGUCUAUUUCAUCAACGGCUAUCGUAUAUAUAUUACCAUGUGCUUUGUCUUAAACUCGACCCAACAGCACGCAUGCGUGGGGUGUUUUCGAUGAAAAACAAAGUAUUGCUAUUUUUGCCAUUACAUUGCUUAACUGUUGUUUUUUUGUUUUUUCUUGAAAAAAAACUUUGUCGUUGUUAAAUGUGCUUUAGUAGAAGCGGAGUUAACAAGGUUUCAGAAUACACGACGAAAUGCAAGGCAAAUCUGUUCCAGGCAACAAGACCGUAUUGCGAUGUCCUGUUUUUCAAAUUUUCUCUUUAAGUUUUCUAACUGUUCUCGAGUUGAUCAGAAGUUAAAACUGAAUUCUCAAAACCUUUUCGGUCACUUUUCAAAGUCCCACUUCAGUUAAGAACGUAAAUCUUUCUGGAAAAAAAAAUUGGGUAAAUAAAACUUCAAGAAACACAGAGGCAAAAUGUGACUUGAAAUAACCUUGAAAGCAACUAAUAUUUGCCAGCUUACAACGAAACAAUUCUAGAAGAAUUAGCUCAGGAUUCGAGAUUAAAAAAAAAGGAAAGUUUAUCGUUUUUGACCAGUAUUUUUAUUCACUUACCAAGAAAAAGGUUCCUUCUUGUUUCCGAAACAAGGGUGCUUCAAACUAUUUUAGUUGAAUUCAUUGUUGAAAAAAUAUGUGUACUAUUCAUGUUCCAUGUUGAUGUUUGUAAUUGACACACAAAGACACUGAUGGGUCUUCCAGGAUUCACAGACAGGUCACACACUUCUUUUGGUUUUGGCACCUUUUCUGGCCUUAAAGACUUUUGAACUUUUUCAGUUCAAAAAUGUAAAGUCUGUAUUUUGAAAACCGUUUCAGCUGUCUGGACUGUGAAAUUGAAGGCUUUCUUCCUCACAUUUGGAAGAAGAGAAACGCCAAACUAUCAGAAAAAAAAACAAUUUUUCUGGUCUGCUAUUAAUUUUCCUUUUCACUGAUUGUAUUUCAAAGUUCUUUGGUCUGCCAAGAAGUGGAUGAAAAUUUGUUUCAAUACAAGUUUUUAAUAAAUAGUCAAACUGCAGCAAUUAUUUAUUUUUUAAAUGAAUUUAUUUUCUUUACAAGAGCAUGAAGAAACCCUAUUCCGACAAAACACAAAAAGAUAUAUUUACCAAAUUACGAAUACUAUUUUGUUUUGAAAAGGUUUGUUCAAAAACUGUGAUUGAUUGUCCCUGUAUUUUGUUCAGAAUAAUUUGUGAAAAUGUCAACAAAGUUGUUUAUAUAUGUUACAAAUUUGACUUGAAAAGUUGAAAUUGAUACAAAAACAGACUAUUUUUCAAGCAUUAUUGGGAAAAAAGAUGUUUCCCUUUGUGAAAGUAAGUAGUAUUUGUCCCCAUAUAAAAUUGAGAGGUUUUGGUUGAUUUCAACUACAAAAGGUGAAAAAGGAAACAGCAAAAAUUUCAAACAAUUUCUAAACUUUUGAAACUACAGAAACUGAAACAAAACCUUCCUGGUACUUUGCAAAAGAAUCACUGGCGCCAAUUCGAUUGCAAAUAUUCCAAUUUAACUUUGGAUUAAGCAAUGUCAUCCUAUUGCAUAAUAAUUCUGGUGAGCAACAAAAGACACAGAAAAACUCAAAGCUUGAAUUUUUUUUCUUUUUUUUUCAUGAAUUAAAUAUUUGAUUUCAAGUCAUUUCUGUCAUUUGAAUAUUUUGGUUUGAUUUUAAUUAAUUUUUCUUGUUACUUUAUAUUGUUCUGACUUUGAAGUGUCAAAUGUCUGUAACAAAAUAUUGAUCCAGUAAGCCCAUCCCAUUCAUUGUUUUGAACCAAUCACAACCGUGAUUAGUGUACUCGCAUAUGCAUAAGUGGGCGGGGCCUAAUUAUGGAUCAAUAUAUUGUACGUCUACCCAACUGCUCUCAUUGGUUUAAUUAUGUGAGCCAAUCCAGUAAGCCCCGCCCAUUAAUUGUUUUGAACCAAUCACAGCCGUGAUUAGUGACUUGCAUAUGCAUAAGUGGGCGGGGCCUAAUUGAUCAAUAUAUUGUUAGUUUACCCAGCUGCUCUCAUUGGUUAAACAUGUCAGCAUCUUUGCAUAAAGAUCAGAAGUUAUAAUGGUGGAAGAAAAGGUGUAGUUAUGUUCAUAAUCAGCUUAUAUUGACCUACGAGGAAUAUUUAAAAAGGUUCUCAAAUAACAGGACAAGGAAGAAUUUUAUAGAACAAAACUUUUGACUUUUACAAGAGGAAAAUUGAAGAAAGUAAAUGCUAGAUAUUUUGGUAAUUGCAAUUUAGUUUCGUGAAUUGUGAACAGAUACCUCAGCUGAAAAGAAGCCUGAAAACAAACUUGCAAGCAAAAUACCUCCCUUGCUAGGUUUGCUGCUACCUCAUUUUUGCUUAGCCAGAAUGUGAUUAUGUGCUAAGCACGUUUAUGAAACCGGUCGGGCCGCUUUCAUUACACUAAUGUACUUGCUGGUCAUCCAUCAAAGUUCACCUCUGACCUUUAUGCAAAUACCAUUGUUACCUUUGACCUCUGGUGCUCUUUCAUUGGACAUCAACUUUUUCUUUGUCCCCUGACCAUUUUUUGCCUUCGUACGAGUCAUUGUAUUUCGCUUUUUGAUGCUAAGCCCUGUGUGCAGGAACCCAAUUUCAUGGAGCCGCUAACCCCACAAGUUUUAGCUGGUAACCAUCUGUAAAAUACCAUGUGAAAGUAUAGCUUACUGGUUCCCAGUAUUAUUUUUGCUAAGUGAGUUAACUUACUGAGCAGUGUUUUGCCUGGUAACCAUUAAAAUGCCAAGCCAUAUUAUUACUUCUCACAGGUUCCCGGCUAAGUUUCUGCUAAGCCAGUUUACUUCCUAAGCAGUAUUGUGCCUGGUAACCGUUAGAAUACCAUGCAAUAGUAUUCUUCUCACUGGUUCCGGGCUAAGUUUCUGCUAAGCGAGUUGACUUGCUAAGCAGUAUUGUGCCUGGUUUCCAUCUUUAAAUUACCAUGCCAUAGUAUUGCUUCUCACUGGUUCCCGGCCUUUCUACACUAUUAAAGCAGUAUUGUGCCUGGUUACCAUCUAUCCAAUUCCAGUCACGCUAUUGCUUUUCACUGGUUCCCGCCUAUUUGCUUAUCAAAUUGGUAAGCAGUAUUUUGUGGUGGUUAGCUGGCUCAUGUGAUCGUGUUCUGCUCUUCUGCCUUCGCAUUGUACGUGGAUUGUGUAUUGGUUAAUAGCAAGGCUUGUCUUUGCCAAAUGGUGGCAAAAAGUUAACAUUAAAAAAUUGUGUGUUGCAAAAAAAACAAAAA